AUGUUGUGUAGGCUGAAUUUGAUUCGGCAGUCACUGCGUAUCCCUAGAGGAUUAUCUGGGUCCCUUUAUCACACAUUAUCGGGUACUAAGAUUGCUAAAUCGAUUAGAGAUGAAGCGAAGCGUGAAGUCCAGCUAAUUCAGUCCAAGGUUCCGGACUUUAAGCCAACCUUGAAGAUUUUGCAAAUCGGUAGUAAACCUGACUCUUCCACAUAUGUUCGGAUGAAGCUUAAGGCUUCGACUGAAGGCGGUGUUGCAUGCGAUGUGGAGAAACUGCCAGAGAAUAUCGCGGAAGUGGAGCUGAUGAACAAAAUUGAACAGAUCAAUGAUGAUGAUUCUAUUCACGGGUUGCUGAUUCAAUUACCUUUACCAAAACACCUUAACGAAGCGAAGAUCACCAAUGCCGUUUCUUUCAAGAAGGACGUCGAUGGAUUCCACCGUUACAACGCAGGUGAAUUGGCAAAGAAGCAAGGUGAACCGUACUUUAUCCCAUGUACUCCAAAUGGUUGCAUAAGGUUACUUAAGGAAGCUAACAUUGAUUUAAGCGGUAAGCAUGCUGUGGUUCUUGGUAGAUCUGAUAUCGUCGGUACACCGGUUUCUAACCUAUUGAGAAACAUGAACGCAACUGUCACCAUGUGUCACAGCCGUACGAGAAACAUCCCAGAGAUAUUGUCCAACGCCGAUGUUGUCGUUGCCGCUUGCGGUAUUCCAAACUUCGUUAAAGGUGAAUGGCUGAAAGAAGGUGCUGUUGUUAUUGACGUGGGAAUCAACUACAUCCCAGACAGUAGUAAGAAAUCUGGUCAGAGACUUGUCGGUGAUGUCGAUUAUGAGUCCGCCAAGGAAAAGGCAUCAUACAUUACACCUGUUCCAGGUGGAGUGGGUCCUAUGACUGUUGCCAUGUUGGUUCAAAACGUCUUGCUUGCCGCUAAGAGACAAAUGAAAGAGGCUGACAAGAUGCCACAAAUUGCUCCACUACCAUUACAUUUGAAGAAUCCAGUGCCAUCCGAUAUUGAUAUCUCAAGAAGCCAACAACCUAAGCCAAUUCAAGAAGUGGCAGAGGAAUUAGGAAUUCAUAACCAUGAAUUGGAAUUAUUCGGUCAUUACAAAGCAAAAGUCGAUUUAUCCAUUUUGCACAGAUUGCAAGACCGCGAGAAUGGUAAGUAUGUGCUUGUCGCAGGUAUCACUCCUACCCCACUAGGUGAAGGUAAAUCAACCACCACUUUGGGGUUGGUGCAAGCUCUAACUGCUCAUUUGAAUAAACCAUCUAUUGCCAACGUUCGUCAACCUUCAAUGGGCCCAACUUUUGGUGUCAAAGGUGGAGCCGCAGGUGGUGGUUACUCCCAAGUUAUCCCUAUGGAUGAGUUCAACAUGCACUUGACUGGUGACAUUCAUGCUAUUGGUGCUGCCAACAAUUUAUUGGCAGCCGCCAUCGAUACCAGAUUGUUCCAUGAACAUACUCAAAAGAAGGAUGCCACUUUUUACAACAGAUUAGUGCCAAAGAAGAAAGGCAAGCGUACUUUCACUCCAAGUAUGUUAAGAAGAUUGAAAAAAUUGGGCAUCGAAAAGGUCAACCCAGAUGACUUGAGUCCUGAAGAAAUCAAGAGUUUUGCAAGAUUGAAUAUCAACCCAGAUACCAUUACCAUCAAGAGAGUUGUUGACGUCAACGAUAGAAUGUUGAGACAAAUCACCAUUGGGCAAGGUCCAUCUGAAAAGGGGCAAAUCAGACAAACUGGAUUUGAUAUCACAGUUGCCUCUGAGCUUAUGGCCAUCCUAGCAUUAUCCAAUGAUUUGAAAGACAUGAGAGAACGUAUUGGUCGUAUUGUUGUUGGUGCAAACUAUGACAAUGUCCCAAUUACAGUCGAAGACAUUGGAUGUGCCGGUGCUUUGACCGCCAUGUUGAAGGAUGCCAUUAAACCAAAUUUGAUGCAAUCGCUAGAAGGAACUCCAGUCAUGGUACAUGCAGGUCCAUUUGCUAACAUCUCUAUUGGUGCUUCGUCGGUUAUCGCUGACAAGAUUGCCUUGAAGUUGCUUGGUAAACCUAAGAAUAGUCACGCUGAGAAUGUGGAAUCUGGUUAUGUUGUCACUGAAGCUGGUUUUGACUUCACAAUGGGUGGUGAAAGAUUCUUUAACAUCAAAUGUCGUGCUUCAGGAUUAGCUCCAAAUGCUGUCGUCUUAGUUGCCACUGUUAGAGCUUUGAAAUUGCACGGUGGUGCCCCAGAUGUUAAACCUGGUCAAGCCUUGCCUGCUGAGUACACCGAGGAGAAUGUCGAUUUGGUCGCCAAAGGUGUUUCCAACUUGUGUAAGCAGAUUGAAAACGCCAGACAAUAUGGCGUACCAGUUGUGGUUGCAAUUAACAAGUUCGAAACUGAUUCCGACGCAGAGAUUGAAGUUAUCAGAGAAGCCGCUAAGAAUGCGGGUGCUUACGACGCUGUUGCCACAAAUCAUUGGGAGAAAGGUGGUGAAGGCGCUAUCGAUCUAGCCAAAGCCGUUGUUGAAGCCACGCAACAACCUUCGAACUUUGAGUACCUGUACAAUGUGGAAGACACUGUGGAAGAGAAAUUAGCUACAAUUGUGCAAAAAAUGUAUGGUGGCUCGAAGAUAGAAAUCUCACCAGAAGCUCAAGCCAGGAUUGACGCUUACAAGAAACAGGGCUUCGGUCAUCUACCUAUUUGUAUCGCCAAGACUCAAUACUCCUUGUCUCAUGAUGCAGCACUAAAAGGUGUCCCAACCGGAUUCACUUUCCCAAUUAGAGACGUCAGAGCCUCUGUUGGAGCCGGCUAUCUAUACGCAUUAGCCGCAGAGAUUCAAACCAUCCCAGGUCUCUCCACCUACGCAGGUUACAUGAACGUUGAGAUAGACGAAGAUGGUAAAAUUGAAGGUUUGUUCUAG
Molecule: messenger RNA, 2886 nt
Organism: Torulaspora delbrueckii
Lineage: Eukaryota; Fungi; Ascomycota; Saccharomycetes; Saccharomycetales; Saccharomycetaceae
Gene: MIS1
Product: trifunctional formate-tetrahydrofolate ligase/methenyltetrahydrofolate cyclohydrolase/methylenetetrahydrofolate dehydrogenase MIS1
Exons: 1
Coding region: 1-2886 (961 amino acids)
Biological process (GO): tetrahydrofolate interconversion
Cellular component (GO): cytosol; mitochondrion
Molecular function (GO): methylenetetrahydrofolate dehydrogenase (NADP+) activity; formate-tetrahydrofolate ligase activity; methenyltetrahydrofolate cyclohydrolase activity
Source: RefSeq, a predicted model, not a curated record